Molecule: messenger RNA, 4179 nt
Organism: Osmerus eperlanus (European smelt)
Lineage: Eukaryota; Metazoa; Chordata; Actinopteri; Osmeriformes; Osmeridae
Product: microphthalmia-associated transcription factor-like
Exons: 10
Coding region: 90-1655 (521 amino acids)
Biological process (GO): melanocyte differentiation; regulation of transcription by RNA polymerase II
Cellular component (GO): nucleus
Molecular function (GO): RNA polymerase II cis-regulatory region sequence-specific DNA binding; protein dimerization activity; DNA-binding transcription factor activity, RNA polymerase II-specific
Source: RefSeq, a predicted model, not a curated record
CAGUGGCUGGUACUGCGUGUUCUAGAGUGGUCCCUUGUAUCGUUGGUUUCUAAUACAUUUGACAUUGUCAAGAGUUGACAGCCGUAAGUAUGCAAGCAGAAUCGGGAAUAGUACCCGACUUCGAGGUUGGGGAAGAGUUUCAAGAGGAACCAAAAACAUAUUACGAAUUGAAGAGUCAGCCUCUCAAAAACAGUGACCCAUCCGACCAGCAUGGCUCCUCCAAGCCUCUGCUGAGCUCCUCAGCCAUGAGCUCCAGGAUCCUGUUGCGCCAGCAGCUAAUGCGGGAGCAGCUCCAGGAACAGGAGCGCAGAGAGCAGCAGAGACAGCAGGCCUCCCAGUACCCCCAGACCACCACUGCCCAGACCCCUGCCAUCAACGUCAGUGCACCCCCCAGCCUACCACCUGCCGCCCAGUUGCCCAUGGAGGUGCUCAAGGUCCAGACACACCUGGAGAACCCAACCAAGUACCACAUACAGCAGUCCCAGCAGCAGCAAGUCAAGCGGUACCUGGGCAAGCUUGGCUCCCAAGUGGUAAGCUUGCCCUGCCACAACCAGCCCUCGGACCACGGGGGCAUGCCUCCGGGGCCGGGCAACAGUGCCCCAAACAGCCCUAUGGCCUUACUGACCCUCAACUCUAACUGUGAGAAAGAGAUGGAUGAUGUCAUUGAUGACAUUAUUAGUUUGGAGUCCAGUUACAAUGAUGACAUCCUGGGGUUGAUGGACCCAGGGCUUCAGAUGGCCAGCACGAUCCCUGUGAAUACCAACUUGUUAGACAUGUAUGGGAACCAGGGCAUGCCCCCUCCAGGGCUGACCAUCAGUAACUCUUGUCCUUCCAACCUCCCCAACAUCAAAAGGGAAUUAUCUGUUUCCCAAUCUACAGCCAUCAUGCACAUGAUGGACAAGUCUGGAUCCUGUGGCAAGUUUGAAAACUAUAUAAGGCCUGAAGGGUUUCCCGUAGAAUCUGAGUUUAGAGCACAAGCAAAGGAGAGACAGAAGAAGGACAACCAUAACCUGAUUGAGAGAAGAAGGAGGUUUAACAUCAAUGACAGGAUUAAAGAAUUGGGAACCCUAAUUCCGAAAUCGAAUGAUCCGGACAUGCGUUGGAACAAAGGAACCAUUCUCAAGGCAUCUGUGGACUACAUUCGGAAGCUACAGAGGGAGCAGCAGAGGGCUAAGGAGCUAGAGAACAGGCAGAAAAAGCUUGAACAUGCCAACCGACACCUGAUCCUCAGAAUACAGGAACUAGAGAUGCAGGCGCGGGCUCACGGUUUAGGCAUGAAUGCCUCAGCUCUUUGUUCGGCAGUCAUGUCUACCCAGACCAUCAAGCAGGAGUCUGCUAUGGGAGACCUGUACCCCCUCCACAGCCAACACCAGCACCAUCCAGCCUGCACUUCAGACCCAGCUCCUCCCACUCCUCUUGAGCUCACUGAGGGCUCGUCCACUCACACAGAGAACCAGCAGUCUAUCACAGGCCACCAAGGCACCUACAUCGUUCACACCAAGGUGGCCACUAAGCUCAGCGACAUCCUUAUGGAGGACACCCUGUCACCGGUGGGAGGUCGAGACCCUUUGCUCUCCUCUGUAUCCCCUGAAGCCUCUAAGGACAGCAGUCGCAAGAGCAGUAUAAGCAUGGAGGAGAACGAUCAGAGCUGUUAGCACCCUCUACUGGUAAAAAAAUGUAAAUAUUUAUCUACAUCCCUCCGCAGACAACCUUCCCAGCUGCCAGAGAGGAAACACCUGCCUGUUGUUGUUUUCGGGUGUUUACAUGUUUUUCAUCCCUAUUCUUUGGCUAUUAUCUGCUGGCCCUCAAACACAUUUUCAUGGACAGAUUUGAAGAAUUGAUGAUUUAUGAUGAUAAAGAGUUGAGGAAUGGUAUUGAUAUCCAAAUCCACCAGACAGUAAUUACAGUAUGUAAGUUAUUCAGGUUUGAUUGACAUAUUUAUAUUAAUCCAAAGAAUCUCUCCAUUUUUUUAAUCAAAUCUGUAGAUAAUUGAAAGGUGUAGGUGUAGACCAUAUUUAUUUAUUUUGUGCUUACACUCUGUGUCUUAGAAUAAACUUGAAUGUGCAAAUGCCUUAGAAAAAAUAUUUCAGAACUCAGAUUUACAAUUCAAAUAAUCUAACAUGGAAAGAUAAGUACUGUACACCUUGUGCACACACACACUCACACACAAACACACACAUACACAUACACAAACUAAUGUAGAUGGAGACACCAUUGAUCAUGAUUAAUGGAUCAUGAUUUAUUUAUUUCACUAGUUGUUUUCUCACAAUAUUUGUAUGUGCCUAAUACAAAAUGCAAGAUUGAAUCUAGGAUUAUUUUGUUUAGUCCAUUUUGCUUUAAGUGGUCUCUUGGUGGUUCAAUAUAAUUAAAUACUGUGUCAUACUGCACAGCAUGUGCUGUACUGUCAGUCUAGAAGUAGAAACGCUACUAUUAUUUCAGCGUAAAAUGCAAUAUUUAUGAAACUUUUUUUCUGUUGCAAUCACUCACUAAGAAUUGUAUCUCCUAGGAAGAACGUUUUAUUUUGUACUUUUUUCCAUCCAUUUACUAAAUUAUUAUUGUUUUGUUACACUUGUCAUUAUUUGCCUGUCCAACCAUUUUUGGGGAUGAGAGAUAUUCAGGAUUUUUUUCAACUAUGUGAACAUUUAUAUUGCCAAGGAAUAUAAGGAGAUUGCUGUGGGAUUUGUCAUGUAUGACAUUGUCAAAACACUGGAAUGAUGUCCAUAAAUUGAAUUGUGGGUUGACAAUUUUUAUAUAUAUAUAUAUACAUGCUAACGAUUAUGUUUAGGGUAUUCAAAUGCAAGAAAUGUAUUGUAUGAUUGAUUGUAGUUAAAAGUAACAAUAAGCUGUACUGUUAAUGUAUUAUUUCUACUAUUUAACAAAAAGUACUAAAAUAUGCCUUUUAUAUAAUAACAACUAUCUACCAUACAAUGUUCCGCUGUAUUGAGAGCAUGAUUAUAGUGCAACCUUGAACUAUGCAAUGAUAACAGUUGCAGUAGCUCAGUAUUGUGCCUGUUUUACAGGUCAUUAGACACAUUAGGUUGGUGCUCUGUGGUGUUGUAAUGAUGUGUCAAGCGCCUAGAAUAGUGAUAGACCGUUAAAGUGCCUUACAGUCUUUUCUCUUUCAAAUACACACUAGAGGACUGUUGGACACUGGUGUGAUGUUGUUCUUGUAGUUGUCUCCCACCAGUGUUUGGUAUUUAGUAGAGCUCUGCUGAGCUGUGAGCUCCCUAAGGGAGGCAGUGGCAAAUGUGUUUUUUUGUCAGAGUGGAUAAGACCACUUCACAGCACCCCGAGUCCAACAUCUAACAGGACUGCAGAAAACGCCAGCCAUUUUACUGAGAAACAUUUGAUGCUAGAAAGCAAUAUUCCCACUGUUACAGAAUAUCCACUUCUCUUUUGCUUACUCAUGUUUUACUUAAUGGGUUGAUGGGUGAUGUAAAAGGGGUUUUAUAGAGAUAAGUGUUUUCUUGGAAUGUAAUUUACAGUGUUGACUGCCAAAAUUUGUUGCCAAAAUCAAAGUGAAGUAUGCAAAGAAGUUGUGUUUUCUGACAGCUUAGCUAAUGUCGUAAAGUUGUGAACUUGUGUUUUUUAUGUAAUUAUAGAGCAAUAAUUUCAGAGUAGUGUCAAUCAGUCUGCCGGUAAAGCACAAAGUACACUUUCAAGUGAUGGAUGUAACAGGAGUUUUUCUGCAGGAGUUGGAUUGCAGACUGGCCCUCGUGGUCAGAUGUUUCCCAGGUAUUUGUCUAGCCUUUAUAAUGAUCCCAACAGAGUUCUUAUUCCUACUUUCUUCCCUUAGACAAGCCCAGGACACGUGACAACAGGACUAGGAUUGAUUUGUCUUUUUAGACAAAAUAAUUGUUAUGCAUAGAAUCUCCACAAGGAGCACAAUGGUGCUGAAGCUCUUCAUUCAGUUUUUGGUUUUAGUCAUACCAUGUGACACCAUGCCCCAUAAUGGAACCAUGAUGAAUUAAUGUACAAGUUCUGCAUUCCUGUUCAAUGGUGUAGAUACAUACAGUGUCUGCUGAGAUUAUUAUUUUCCUAUGAGCACAACUCUUGCCAGGGGAAGUGGAGGUAGCGAUGGAAAUAUACUGGUUUGGAAUGAGUCAGUGAGCCCAACUGAAACUCAUUGGAAUUGAAUGUUGAAACUUUUGUGCAAGACAUUAAAGUUAUAUCUGAGUA